Echinococcus granulosus is the source of this 1869-nucleotide messenger RNA. Its product is annotated as Apoptosis regulator BAX. Gene Ontology annotation, cellular component: mitochondrial outer membrane. Gene Ontology annotation, molecular function: protein heterodimerization activity; protein homodimerization activity. Lineage: Eukaryota; Metazoa; Platyhelminthes; Cestoda; Cyclophyllidea; Taeniidae. The transcript has 13 exons. The record is from RefSeq and is a predicted model, not a curated record. Gene Ontology annotation, biological process: intrinsic apoptotic signaling pathway in response to DNA damage; regulation of apoptotic process; extrinsic apoptotic signaling pathway in absence of ligand. Bases 1 to 1869 code for a protein of 622 amino acids.
AUGAGCAGACGUCGAGCAAACCACCUAGCCAACCAAAUAAGGGACCAAUUUGUAAAUGCCCCGCCUCAGAUUCGGAUUGAUUUCUUGCGUAAGAAUGAUGAGAUCUUUGAAACCGAGUCCAAAGACUUCAUUCAAACCCUGGCCUCCUUUCAACAGGAGUUGGGUCAAAUAACCUCCAUAUUUGACAGCAACAGCAGCAAAAAAAGCAUCAACCAAUCUGUCAGAGCAGUGCUCUUCUUGGCCGCCUUCGGUCAAGUGUUGACUUUUCCAGCAGUGGAUUUCGAGGGAUCGACAUUUAUGCCUCCUUCGAUAGUCCCAUCCCCAGAGACUUCAGAGUUGGCCGAUUUGGAGAAACCGGAUUUGGAAGGAAUGCUGAAAUCCAUGGUGAAUAAAUACACGGCUACAAAGGUGGUAGUGAAUCCUGAAAUCACUCAGAAGGUUCAAGCUGCCGAAUCGGCAGCCAUUGCAAAAUACCUUCACCAGCUGGAUUUUCAAAAAAGGGUUCUGGAGGCAAGCGCUGCCCUCAAAACGUAUGCUAGACCUGCCACUCCAGCAAGUGCAAGCAGUUCUGCUAUUCGGCGGCCGCCUCUAACCGCCAGAACCAGAAAACAAUUUUCGAGCAGUCUAGAUGACAUGGAAAGCGGGGUUGGGUCAGACAACGAAGAGAUUGCUGCUGAAUUGAAGGAGAUGAAGGAUGAAAUAAUGGACAGAUUGAUGAGUCACGAUCGCUUGAUUGAAAGCGGGCGGGACAGGCUACAGAAGCGGUUGAAUGAGCGCAGGAUGGCCGCCAUGGCUGUGAAAGAGGAUACGGAGCGAAAUCACGCGCAGGCUAUUCUCUCCAGGCAGGAUGAAGUUGAACACAACGUUGACAAGGCAAAAAUGGAUAUGCAACGCAAACUGAUGUCGCGAAUCGAGGCGCAGAUGCAGAAUCGGAGUGAAGCAGGCAGCAGAAAUUCAGGUUCUUGGUCGGGUUGUGAAUGCGCGUCUAUUGACGGGGGCGGUGACGCCCUGCCGUCCACCUCAGCGCAACGAUCUCAGUGCAUCACUACCACCGAGAGCAUCAACAGUCUCGAGGUCGUCUUGCGAAUCCCAAACGCUGAGGAACGGACAGAUGUCCACGAUGUAUACGAUUCUUCCAACAGGAUUUUUAGAACGUUUUUUAUGGUAAAGUUUAAGCAAACUGCUGGCGGAGCUACUGUUUACGCUCAGGCGGAUGCACAAGUGGUCCUCUCACCUGAUGUCCAAUCUGCUCCUGGUUCUACCAUUGUCACUUCUGUGCCUGGCAGUGAUCAUAAUGACUACGGUGAUCAACUUACCUUCCCGGUGGACAAUGCAAUUAUGAAUGGUGGUUUUAGUGAUGACGAUAAGAUUGAUGAAAUUAUACAGCAUUUGGAGCUAACCGAUAUAGAGCGCCAAGUGGUUGAUCGGUUGAUCUCACUGGGUGAUACCAUUGAACAGCAUUGCGGAGAAGAGAUUGACAAACUUCUGGCCAGUCUUCGGGUCAUCCAAUCUCCAACCGAGACACUUCGCAAAAUUGCCGAGUACAUUUUUAAGGAAGCUCAAUUAAACUGGGGUCGAAUCCUCGUCUUCUUUUACUUCGUCGUUCGGUUCUUUCUGCGCUACGCGGCGGAACGUCUGGCGCAAGGUCUUGCCAACCUCGCUUCCAUAGUUGCCAAUGCUCUCAAGGAUAUCUGCACUGCUCGAAUCUUCCAGUGGAUAGCUGACCACGGCGGUUGGCGUCGUCUUACACCCAUCGGAGGCGCUAUUGCACGAAUUGAGAGCAUCAAGCCCCUUUUGUCCUCCUUGACCUUCCUGAUCCUUGCCCUUGGCACAGCAUUUUUCUUGGCUCGGGCUCGAGCCUUCUUUUGA